AUGUACGGCUCUGCUCAAGGUACAUCAUCAACACAAUCGGCCGGUGUGAACAUCGCUGUCGAAGCCGGGCAGGAGUGGCAAAUUCAAGAGAUUGGCUAUGAUGGGGUCGAAAAAUAUAUCAGGCCUCCAACGUAUUCUGAUCAUGUUGCAAAAAUGGCUCAUAAAGUGGACUGGCGUAAAUUAGUCGGCUCAGAUGCAUCGUACGACAAUCCGAAUGCGUUGACACGAGUGGAGAGCAGCGAUAAGAGCAGUGAGGAGGAUGCUGACACUGAGGCUGCGUUAUCUGAAGAAGUUGAAAAACCGAAACUUGAAAUGGACGAUCGAAAGGUACCCGAUGCAGGUCCGUGGCAUACGGUCGCAAAAAACCUUCAACUCUACGUAUGUGUUUUACCUGUUGAAGGCCUAAGCCGAAUACUCUGCAACAUUUUGCAUUUCAGUGAGGGUCUUCAACAGAUCAACGUGCUGGUGGAUACGUUGGCUGUGCUGAAGAUGCCAUAUUUGGAGGCGUUAACCGUGAUGGACAGUUUCGAAAUGCUGCACAAUAUGCACGAUGUUGUGCAACAAUCGAAAAUGUUCAACUGGGUCGCUAAACGCAAAUCCCUGCUGGAAGCAAUCGCAGUGCUUGAACAGUCACAAAAGCUGCGUCCAAAAAGUGACUCAGAAGUGGAAUCCGAUCGAGAAAUAUUCUUUCGUGAACUGAAAAAAAUGCGUGAACAGUGGCGAGUACGUAAAACCGGUAAUGUUGUCUAUGGGGAUCUUGGCUAUCGUAUAUUUGGCUCUAAAUACAAUCCCAGUGAACUGUUCGAUAUCAGCCGAAAGUCGUUAGCACUGCCGUCGCCGACAAGUGAGUGUGAUUCGUCGUCGGCUGCCAGAUCGGUACUGCAAGUUCAAGUGCCGUGUGAUCUGAUACGACGAUCCACUAUUGCGGUUUCGAUUGAGGUGGACGAUAUGCAAUCGAAAGAUUUGUUUGCAACCGCGGAAAAUGAUUUGGAUUAUAUGCGGGUGGAACGCGAGAAAGCCACCGAAGUGCAUUGGUCGUUGGCACUGCAGUGGGCGCAGGAGAGUCUGAUUUGUCGUGAUAUUUUCAAUGAGUUGAGUAAAGAAGCAGUUCUGUUGAAAGAACACAUUGCGAUGGUUCGAGACGGCGUAAUGGUGGUGUCGUUGUUCGACAACAUUCUACUUCGUAUCGAACUCUCAUUGCAUCCGUUUCAAGAGGGUGAUAUCCCGCAAAAAGGUGACGAAUACUUGAGCAGAUGUCUGCGGGAAUUGUUCGUCAAUGAGCAAUGCACACGAUACGUUCGGCAUCAAAUGUUUAUCGCGAUGCCGUUGACAACAUUGGCCGAAUCGUUGGAUCUGAGGGGUCCGUAUGCCAUGAGUGCACCAGAAACCGAAAGUCGUAACAGACCGAAACGUCUGCUUUUGGAGCAGUUGAUGUCGAUCGCCGCACACUAUGUGUUAACCAAAAAGGUCACUUCAACCCUCGAACGGUAUUUGUUGCGGGUCAGUGAUCCGCAAGUGUCGUGGAGUUGGCUUCGUUCAACGAUGGCAAUGUCAGCCAUCAUUGUGACGGCAUCGAAUCGAAAUUAUGAUUAUAUUGGCAAGACAACGUUUUAUAUUCGAAUUGAAGCCGAUGAAUUUUAUGUGAUGACAAAAGAAGGGCAGCGAAUUGAUUGCAGACGAGAUGAGGAUAUGCUCACUUAUACGAUUGAAUAUCAAAUAUGUAGUUAUAUGCUGAAUUCGGUUGCGAUGGUAGUGGGUAAAUUAUGGCAAUGGCAAGUUCUUCACGCGAAUAUUAAUGCUAUCGACGAUGAGGCAGAGCCGAGUCCAACGCUUUACAUAUGCAAUCAAAGUGCUACACGAGCAAUCUUCAUGCAGUUCCACAUGAAGACACCACCGUCGAUUCGAGUUCGGAAAUGUUCUCCUGAGAAGACGGUGAUCAAUGAUGAAAGCGAUAAUUUCAUAUUGUUAAAUUACAAUCGUCUUAUUGGAUCGUCGUUGUGUAGAAAAGUUGAUAAUUUAUGCGCGAUGCUUUCCAAUUGA
Messenger RNA from Anisakis simplex (herring worm), 2040 nucleotides. Lineage: Eukaryota; Metazoa; Nematoda; Chromadorea; Rhabditida; Anisakidae. The record is from the annotation of a GenBank genome assembly.